GCCAUGCGUCCUGAACCCGCCCCUUUACAACAACCGCCAUCCUGCGGAGUGACCGCAGCCUCCAGCGCUCAGCGACUCAACGAAGCUCCGUGAAGAAACACACGGUAAAGCUCGGUGUGUCGACGGUAAAGGCUUUCUUUUCUCCGCCGCCGGGUCCGGGUUCCGGGUCGCUCUCUCUUGUUCAGGUGCUUCGAGGAGACGGAGACCGUAGACUGACAUUUACGUUAAUUCAUUCAUCCACAACAAUGGCAGCACAGGAUUUUAAUUUCCUGCUUGCGACGGAUUCUUACAAGAUCACACACUACAAACAGUAUCCUCCAAAUGUCAGCAAGAUCUACUCUUACUUUGAAUGCCGACACAAGAAAGGCUCCCAGUUAAAUGAAGUGGUGUUCUUUGGUCUUCAGUAUCUGCUAAAGAAGUACCUGGCAGGCCCAGUGAUCACAGAGGAGAAGAUUCAGGAAGCCAAGCUCUUUUACCAGAUGCACUUCAAACAGGCUGUGUUCGAUGAAGAAGGCUGGAGGAAAGUCCUUGAGAAACAUGAUGGCCGUCUUCCAAUCCGGAUCAAAGCUGUCCCAGAGGGAAGGAUCAUACCGAGAGGCAACGUGCUCUUCACUGUGGAAAACACAGAUCCCAACUUUUACUGGCUCACCAACUACAUUGAGACCAUGUUGGUUCAGAUGUGGUAUCCCAUCACAGUAGCCACCAUAUCCAGGGAGUUUAAGAAGAUCCUGGCCAAGCACAUGAAGGCCACUUCAGGGAGUCUGGAAGGCCUGGACCUAAAACUGCAUGACUUUGGCUACAGAGGAGUCUCCUCGCAGGAGUCUGCAGCAUUAGGGGGAGCAGCUCACAUGGUUAAUUUCUGCAGUACAGACACAGUAGCUGGGUUGCUGAUGGCUCAGCGAUAUUACAGCUGCCCGAUGGCUGGCUUCUCCAUUCCAGCAGCAGAGCACAGUACCAUCAUCUCCUGGGGAAGGAGCAGGGAGAAGGAGGCGUUUGAGCGAGUCUUGGACCAGUUCUCCUCAGGGCCAGUGUCAGUGGUCAGUGACAGCUACGACAUCUUUAACGCCUGUAAACACAUCUGGGGUGACAAGCUGAAAGAGCGAGUCAUGGAGCGCAGCCAAGACUCGUGUCUGGUCAUCCGGCCAGACUCUGGAGAUCCUGCAGAGACUCUCAUUGAGGUCCUCAAGAUUCUGGAGGAGUGUUUUGGCUGUUCUCUGAACUCUGUGGGAUACAAAGUGCUGCCGUCUUACCUGCGAAUCAUUCAAGGAGAUGGCAUUGACCUCAACUCAGUGGAAGAGAUUCUUGAGAAGCUGAGUGAUGAAGGCUGGAGUGCUGAGAACAUCUUCUUCGGCUGUGGCAGCGCUUUGCUUCAGAAACUUAACAGAGAUACGCUCAGCUGUGCCUUCAAGUGCAGCUAUGUGGAGACUAACGGCAAGGGGAUGGACGUGUACAAGCAGCCGGUGACCGACCUAUCCAAGAUGUCAAAGAGGGGUCGAUUAUCACUGAGGAGAAACUCUGAUGGCUUCUUAGAGACGAUAGAGAGAGGAGCAGGCAAGCCUGAGGAGGACCUGCUGGUGACUGUUUUUGAGAAUGGCACCCUGGUGAAGGACUACUCCCUGGAGGAGAUCAGGAAGAAUGCUCGGCUGAGGGACGAGGAGGUGAACCCCACCCUGCACAACCACGAUCAGGAGCUGCUGCACAAUCACAUCAAUGGGAUUCAUUAGAUCAACCACGAACACUCUCUCAUUGCAUACAGUACUUCAGUGUGCACUGGAAUGAAGAGUGCAGUGUAAAGGGACCCGUCAUCAGUGUAAACUCAACAUGUUGAAUGGGAGUGAAAGGCUGUUUCUAAUGACAGUCCACAGUACUCAGUACGCACACAUCACACCGUCCUGCCAUAUCCACAAACUCAGGCUCAGGGUUAAAUAUGAUAAGAUGAAUAAAUCCAGACAUAAAAGGAGAAAACAUUUAAAGAUAGACUUUCUGAGUUUGGGGUUGUUACUGAACACUUGAACAAAAUGAGGGUGUGUAUCUUUAAACAUAUUUUCCACAGUUGAUAUGCAGUGGUAACAUUUUCAGGCCAAAAAUAAUCUAAACCUCCAAAUAUUCUGAGCUUCCACUAGAUGACUCUUUCUGUUUGUAUUAGAGGAGAAAAGCCUUUGAAACACUAACAUGAACUGUAAUAAAAUGUGAAUGGUAACAGUAUUAUUGAUUCUAGUAAUAGUGCUACAUCAUUAGGUAUGGGUCACACUGAGCGCUUGAUGUACAAUAUUUAAUUUAACGUCAGUGUCAGCCUCAUGUCAACACAAUAUAUUGCUCCAGCUACUUUCUGCCCUUUAGUCUGAAGGCCUCAGUGAAGAAGAGUGCUGCACUGUCACAGUCUGGACAAAGGAACAACGUCCAUGAAGCCAUAACCGCCCGUCUGUUUCAUGUUUCUACAAAGCACACGUUCACUAUUAAAAGAAAACAUCAUUGAGGUUUAUUGGAUAUUAUUUCAAUUUUAUGAUAGACUUUUUUAUUUCCAUGACAGUGGUGUUGUCAGUCACUGCCCAUAACUCUUCAGCCACUCAUGUACUUCUGCCUUCAUAAGCCAGCAAGCUCAACAACUGCUAACAAAAGUAGCCGGUUAGCUUCUGUUAGCCGGAGCAACAACAAUGCUGCAUUGUUCUGAAUAAACAAACGCCGUGCAGUAACUAAGCCUCAGCUUAACAAGGCUCCCAGCCGGCUAACCUGCUGAGCCUUCUAUCUAUUAUUACUCUGCAUCCAAGUCAGGAGCCAGUGUUAGCAGUGCUAGUUCACCUGUUGACAUGUUUUCUACAUGUGUGCACUGUGUUUAUUUCCAGCAGCAGCUGACAGUCAGUCCACCAUGACAAGUGUUGUUUAUGCUCCAGCUUAUAGGCGCUAACUGGCUAAGUCUGCUAGAAGUUGUUUGUCUUUUAUAUUUAUCUAUCUCUUAUACCAUGUCUACAUGUGUCCCUGUACGUCUGUGAGCUGUGAGCAUGUCAUCCAAACAAUCUCAGUGUGAAUUUUCUGAACAUUUUCUGAGGCCUAAAAGCAUUUUCAGCAAAGGACAUAUAACAGAUAAUUGUGAAGACAUAUUUUCAUUUUCUGUUUCCAUUUUUAAACUGUCAGAGGUCUUCAUGUCUUCUGUUUCUUCAAAGCACAGGUGUUUGUUUGUCCUGGUGAGUUAUUAUUGGUACUACUGGUGCUGGGAGCUGCAGUGAACAGGUCAUCACGAUGUUGGUGGUACUAACACACCACACUGUGUGUUUUAGGGGCUGCUUUGCCUUUUUGACCGUUUUUGAAUGUUUUCCAUUCAAACAGUGCUGCUCUAAACACAUUGUACAACUCCCUCAUCUAACUAAUGUAUUCACUGUCGUGUAAUUUCAGUCAGUGUUGUUAUAAGCUGUCGUAAAUCUGGUUUUGCAUGUGAUCAUGACAAAAGUCUGAUAUGGAGAUGUGAUCAAAUCAAAUCAAACCAAAUCAAAUCAAAUUUUAUUUGUAUAGCCCAAAGUCACAAAGUACAUUUGCCUUGGAGGGCUUUCCAAUCAUGGUGAUGGCUGUAAAAGUAAACCAUAUUCUGUUAUGGUUUGUAAUAACCUAAAACACACAAUGAGCAUUUGACUUCAAUUGAUGAAGUAUUUUGAUCACGUAGUCUUGAAUAUCUUUGUAAUCAUCCUGACACGUGAUGAAAGUUACAGUCAUGAUGACACACAACACCAAACUGCAGCUUCAUCUCUGAAGUGUCAAACCAAAAGAAAGCAAUCACUCCACUCAGACUGAGUCGCAAUAUUAAAAUCAAUUUAUUCCAAAAGUCAAACAUUAAAAAAAAUAUAUAUAUAUUUUGAUACAAUAUUGAUUUCUGACUAUUACUUCCUUUAAUAGAGGCCUUAUUGUGCACUGCUAAAAUGACUGGAUUUGUUGUUGUUGUUUUUGUUUAUGUAAAAUGUUUAGUCCACAUUCACACCCAGACGCUGUUCAGUACAAACACAGUCUGGUCUGCUGGCCACUUUGCAGCUCCACUGGAGCAGUUGGGUUUAAGGGCUGUGCUCUAGGGCACCUCUGACCUUUAGUCCACCACUGCUCAAAGUCUGUUAAUGGCAGAUAAGAUUUGGUGUUGGCACAGAUGAACUGAAAUAAUAAAACAGUGGUACAGAGCAGGGGUGUAAAAUAUACAGUGGUUGUCAGAGUUAGUGUCUGAUGUCCUCUGCAUUCAGCCUGUUUUAUGAUUAUGAUGUUUUAUGACUUAUUUUAUGAUAAAACUUUAUCAUGAAGUCUUCAUGCACUAACGUUCCAUCAACCUGUGUAUACCUCUACACAAGGGGCAUUAUUUCUUCAAAUCAGAGAAAGGCACAGAUGUAAACUAUGUAGCGCCUGAUUACCUGCCUUAACCAACGUGUGCGGCUCCAUCCUUCCAGAAGACUUUUAAUCUUUGUGAGGUUGAACCUUGAAUUAACCUGCAGGCCUGUUUCGAAGCUGGAGUUCACCCCUUGAGAAAAGACUUAACUCUGCUUUGGGCUGUUUAGGUUGGUUGUGCGUUGCCAUUGGUUAUUGGAAUUCCCUCACCUUUAUGCUUCCUAUCUUGUGAUACUAUUUUGUAACGGCACUAUAGCUGCAUGAGUUAAGCACUGUCCAAGAUGACUUUGCUUUAAUGAAAUCUAAACAAGCUGGUGUUUCUAACCCCUACACUAGAAUGACACAGCCCUUUGUCCAGUUCUGCCACAGUGUGGACAGAUGUCAGGCUACAAGACUAGUCUUCUGUAACAAUAAUCACGUUGCUUGAUUUUUAUUUUUAUUUUUUUUUGCUGAUGACUGCUCUGCACGGAUUAGAGAUGAAGUUUUGACUCCAACACUGGGCAGAACAUGGGUUACGUCUUGUGUAACACCAGCACUAAUCACAUCUAGUAUACAUACAUACUUUUUGUAAAUAUACUUUUGAAAAUGAUUUCCUUCUAACUGAUCUGUCUUCUAAACAUUGUGUAUCUUUGAUUGUGCCUGUCUUUGACUGCCCUUUUGUAACAUUAAAAAAACAAACACUUUUA
This is a messenger RNA of Larimichthys crocea (large yellow croaker), 5042 nucleotides long. It is a transcript of the gene nampt2, whose product is annotated as nicotinamide phosphoribosyltransferase 2. Bases 246 to 1724 code for a protein of 492 amino acids. Gene Ontology annotation, molecular function: nicotinamide phosphoribosyltransferase activity. Lineage: Eukaryota; Metazoa; Chordata; Actinopteri; Sciaenidae. The record is from RefSeq and is a predicted model, not a curated record. Gene Ontology annotation, biological process: NAD+ biosynthetic process. The transcript is spliced from 11 exons.